Mobula hypostoma (lesser devil ray) is the source of this 4745-nucleotide messenger RNA. It is a transcript of the gene tubgcp3, whose product is annotated as tubulin gamma complex component 3. Gene Ontology annotation, biological process: cytoplasmic microtubule organization; microtubule nucleation; meiotic cell cycle. The transcript has 22 exons. Gene Ontology annotation, cellular component: spindle pole; centrosome; gamma-tubulin complex. The record is from RefSeq and is a predicted model, not a curated record. Gene Ontology annotation, molecular function: microtubule minus-end binding; gamma-tubulin binding. Lineage: Eukaryota; Metazoa; Chordata; Chondrichthyes; Myliobatiformes; Myliobatidae. The coding region runs from base 64 to 2784 and encodes 906 amino acids.
UCCGGGAAAAAAAUGGCGCUGCCGGCGGUGGGCAGGGACUAAGGGGCGGCGAGCGGUGCGGGGAUGGCGAGCUUGGAUCACAAGUCGCCAAACCUACUGUUGCAGAGUCUGUGUUGCCGGAUUCUUGGCCGCAACGAGGCUGAUGUGGCUCAACAGUUCCAGUAUGCUGUGCGAGUUAUCGGAAGCAAUUUUGCUCCCACUGUGGAGCGGGAUGAAUUUCUUGUGGCUGAAAAAAUCAAGAAAGAAAUGGUGAGGCAGAGAAGGGAGGCAGAUGCAGCUUUAUUUUCAGAACUUCAUCGUAAGCUGCAGUCACAGGGUAUAAUAAAAAACAGAUGGGCUGUACUCUACCUCCUGCUCAGCCUCAGUGAGGAUCCACGUAAACCCCUGAGCAAGGUCGCUAAUUAUGCAGCAUUAUUUGCGCAAGCAUUACCAAGAGAUGCUCAUUCUACUCCUUACUACUACUCCAGACCACAGUCUCUUCCCCUGACUUAUUCUGACAGGGCUGCUUCCUCUCAAAGUGCUGGCAGCAUGGGAAGUAGUGGAGUUGGCAGCCUUAGCAUUUAUGGCUUAAAUGGGCCAACACCAACCCCUCAGUCAUUAUUACCAGGACAAACUUAUCAAAGUACAGCAACAGCAGAUGCAAUGAGACAGCAGUUAGGAUCGCGGCUUGCGUGGGCAUUGUCUGCUGCUCAACCCUCAUCAUUAUCUACCUCAAAAGGACUUCCAGGCUCAAUGUCUCGGAAUAUGUCAAGGCUGAGACGUGAAGGUGAUCUUGGCUCAUCUGCAGAAGUAACAGAGGUCGCACUGGUCAGAGAUAUUCUUUAUGUCUUCCAGGGAAUUGAUGGCAAAUGUAUCAAAAUGUGUAAUUCUGAAAACUGCUAUAAAAUUGAUUCCAAGCUGGGAAUAUCAAAAUCUCUGAGAGAUACAGUGAGUAGAUUAGCAGAACUUGGAUGGCUUCAUAACAAAAUAAGGAAAUACACAGACCAGAGAUGUUUGGAUCGUGCCUUUGGCCUUGUGGGGCAGAGUUUUUGUGCUUCCUUGCAUCAGGAGCUGAAGGAAUAUUACAGGUUACUUUCUGUUUUACAUUCCCAGAUACAAGUAGAAGAUGACCAAGGUGUGAAUGUUGGGCUGGAAAGCACCCUAACGUUGCGGCGCCUACUCAUCUGGACAUACGAUCCCAAGAUUAGACUCAAGACACUCGCAGCACUUGUUGAUCAUUGCCAAGGGAGGAAAGGCGGAGAAUUGGCAUCUGCUGUCCAUGCUUACACCAAAACCGGAGACCCAUACAUGAGAUCAUUGGUGCAGCAUAUCCUGAGCCUGGUAUCACACCCUAUACUCAAUUUCCUCUAUCGCUGGAUUUAUGAUGGAGAGUUGGAAGACACGUACCACGAGUUUUUUGUAGCUUCUGAUCCAACUGUGAAGGCUGACAGAUUAUGGCAUGACAAAUACACUCUGAGAAAGUCAAUGAUUCCAUCCUUCAUCACAAUGGAUAAAGCCAGAAAGGUGCUUUUGAUUGGGAAAUCCAUAAAUUUUUUGCAUCAAGUUUGUCAUGAUCAAACUCCAACAGCAAAGAUGAUGGCUGUGACCAAAUCAGCAGUUUCACCAAAAGAUGCUGCUGAACUGUUCACUGAUUUGGAAGGUGGUUUUCAAGAAAAAAUUGAUGCAGCGUAUCAUGAAACCAGCAAGUACUUGCUCGAUGUACUCAACCAGAAUUAUCAUUUGCUGGAGCACAUUAAGGCAGCACGACGUUACUUACUCCUGGGUCAGGGAGAUUUCGUACGUCACCUCAUGGAUUUGCUGAAGCCUGAGUUGGCGAGAUCAGCCUCAACACUGUAUCAACACAAUCUGACUGGAAUCCUUGAAACUGCUGUUCGAGCCACAAAUGCACAGUUUGAUAAUCCUGAGAUCCUCAAACGCCUGGAUGUUAGACUCUUGGAGAUAUCGGCUGGAGAUACAGGAUGGGAUGUGUUCAGUUUGGAUUAUCAUGUUGAUGGCCCAAUUGCAACAGUGUUCACUCGAGAAUGUAUGAACCAUUAUUUAAGGGUAUUCAACUUCCUGUGGCGAGCUAAACGAAUGGAGUAUGUCCUCACUGAUAUCUGGAAAGGACAGAUGUGUAACGCUAAGUUGCUUAAAAACAUACCAGAGCUAUCAGGAGUGCUUCACCAGUGUCACAUUCUGGCAUCAGAAAUGGUACACUUUGUACAUCAGAUGCAGUAUUACAUCACUUUUGAGGUGUUGGAAUGUUCCUGGGAUGAGCUGUGGAAUAAGUUGCAACAGGCACAGGAUCUUGAUCACAUCACUGCUGCUCACGAAACUUUCCUUGACACAAUAGUCUCACAAUGUCUGCUGGACAGCAACUCCGAAGAACUGUUAACACAGCUUCGAGCACUGUUUGAUCGAAUCUUGGAGUUUCAGAGUGCGCAAGAGUCCAUGUAUCGUUCGGCCCUUGAGGAAUUACAUCAUCGUCUGCGGUAUGCAGAAUUGAAGAAGGAAAGACAGGCUGAGGGAAAGUGGGGAACGACAGCAGCUGAAGAAGAGGCAGAAAAUAAGAGAAUUAAUGAAUUCCAGCAGUUAAUUCCGAAGAUGUGUUCUCAGAUACGUGUAUGCUCACAUUUUUACCAGGAUAUUGUCCAACAAUUCCUGGUAUUAUUGACAAAAAGUCCUGAUGAAAGUCUCCGUUUCCUGAACUUCAGGCUGGACUUCAACGAGCAUUAUAAAGCAAGGGAUCCUCGGCUGCACACUUCACUGGGCAGUGCCAGGGGCAAGCGCAGCUCAGCAAUGUAAGCUGUUAUCCAGAGACAUUUCUACUCAUUAUAAUGAGGGCUACAGUUACAUCUACCAUGGGUUUCUGCUCUUGCUGCCCUGUUGAUCAUGAUAUCUAUGUUGGUUGCCAGUGAUGCAUUGUAUCACUGAGGAGCGAGACAAUUAAUCACCUGUCACUGACAAAUAUUAAAUCUCGAGAGCAAGAAUUGUAUUCCACGUCACAAUGUAAUUUAUUUAUAAUCGAUGAAUGUUUUGUUUGUGAAUUAAACUGAAGUUUGUUGCAAUUUGCAUUUUUUUAGCUUUAAUUGCAGCUUUAUUUGAACUUUGCAGUCAAAACAGAAAGUAUCAUUUAUAGAUCAAAUACCACAUUUUAUUUUACAAAUAACAAAAUGUUUUAAACUGCUUUAAAAAAAAUUGUUCAGGAACAAACUUUUUUAAUGGCGAUUCACUUAACUUGUUUUCAUGUUGCAACAUAGACUGACAUAGUUGAAUUCAUUUCAAAAAUGACAUCACAUGAUUAAACUCUUUUUUUAGAAUUACAUAGUAAAUAGUUUCAAUUCUUUCAUUGUGUAAAAUAAACCUAAUGGGCUAUAAAUGAAAGAAAUAUCUGCAAAGGGUUCUUAUGGUUUAAUUUGUGAAUGAGUUCAGUUUGUUUUAGUAUUAAAUCCCUCUGUGGAUUUGCUUGUGCUCAAGAGCCAAUCUGACAAUGAAUAAAUACGAGGAUAGGGCAAUAAUGCUAGGCUACAGAAAGAGGUAUCUCUUUUAGGCUACAUGCAAUAUUUAGUGGGUUCUUCAACAGUGAUGUUUGGAACAUCAAUUUGGGGGCUGCACACAAGUUGUGAUGGUUUCUAUUCCUAAAGUUUUCUAAUAGACAGGGUGUGGAGAGUGGUGGGGAUGCAACAUUUGCUUAAGCCCCCCCACACAUCAGUUUAAAAACGCAGGUUGGGAAAACUGCUGAAGACUACCUUGUAAAUCAUGUCCAAUGUUUGUAGGCUGCAGCAAACAUUUAACAUUCAAGUGUGCUAAUUUAUCUGUUAUGACUGUUUCACUGAAAUUAUCUAUUUUGUCACAACAUGGCUGAGUUGUUGUCCCUUUUCGAGCACUGUGUGUUCUAAAGUUGAAGAGCAAGCCUGUCCAUUAAUCUAACGUAGAAAUAGACGUGUACACCAGAAAAAAAGGGUUAUAACAUCGUGGGUAUAACAUCAAUAUUUACUUAUUUAAAAUUUUAAGUAUAUUUUCUAAAUACAACUCUGUCUUCCUCACUUGUUUUCUCUCAGGAUCCGUGGCUGCAGAAUGAGUCAGUGAGCCGUAACUUAGAGGAUGCGUGAACUUCCCCGAACAUCCUUUACAGUUAAACUAUGAAUUAUGGCUAAUGUAGGAUCUUUGGAUUUAGCGGGUUGUGUAAGGAGGAAGUCUAUCUCAAAUGUUAAUUCCAGAUGAGUUUGUGGGCUAUUUUAAGGGAUUACAUAUUGAAUUUGAAUUAUUUAUGGAAGACUAUUUAAGCAGUGUAAAAUAAGGGCCAACAUAGUUUGAACUAAUGUCAUGAAUUUGCUGCAUCCCUGUACACGUCAAAUGGUUUGGCCUGUAGACUGAAAUGCCUUGUGGUGUUGGCUUUAUGGGCAGUUAUGCCCAGAGACCCCGGGUUCCAAUCCAGGCGCAGAGAACAAUGCCUGACGUCUGUAUAAAAUAGUUUUCUCCCUCCUCAGAAAUGACAUGGGAAUAGUACCUUUACUAUUGAGUUAUUAAAGAUCCAUUUAAAGCACCUCCUGAUGUCUGCUUCAUCAUGCCCUCACAUUUGGUGACAGCGGUGGGAUGUGCCCAACAGAAGAUUCUAAUCCUAUUCUAUUUAUUUUGGUCUUGUUUGUGUCUUGUCUCACAUCGGUAUCCAUCUUCAAUGAAGACAGGAGUCUGUAGAUGCUGCAAUAUGGAGAAUUUAACUCCUGAAAGAUAUUUGUGGGUUGAGCAGUAACUUUGGGGGAGAG